AUGGCGAAAGCCAGUCAGAUAGUUGCGGAUUCGACCAAACAAAGUCGAGAUCUAACAGGAGAACGUUUAACGCGUGCAUUUGAACGCAUUUUCAGUGGAACGGAAGAAGUUGCUACUUGCAAAAACAUCCAAUCAUCUUUUAACAGAUCUGGUUUGGUGUGUAGGUAUAUCGCCGGAGAAUCCAAGAUGUUUGUAGACUUGAGUAGUGCGUCUGACUUUGUCGCAGUGUACCCUGAUACAUUUGAAAGGGUCAAAUGUAACCAGGUUUUAUUUCGCCAAUUGUCUGCCCCAGAUAACACUUCUGAAAGAGUAACGUUGAUCCAGACACCGAGAAGGCAGUUUAAUGCUGCCUUACUGUUUUCUGAGAUUGAAGAAAAGUUGUUCGACCUUUCAAAUGUCGGAAUCGAUGUGCAAGCUGUUGUAUAUUCAUUAAAUUUACUAAAAGAAGUAAACUUGGGGAGAGAGUCAGUGUUUCCGAUACUCAAGUAUACAAUGAACAUCACCAACAAAGACAAAACCAAAACUCCAAAACCGAAAAGUGCAUUCACAAAGCAGAAAGUCGAAACAACCAACAAGAAGAGAACGAACGGAACCAAACCGAAAGUUGCCAAGUAA
Molecule: messenger RNA, 615 nt
Organism: Entamoeba invadens IP1
Lineage: Eukaryota; Evosea; Mastigamoebida; Endamoebidae
Exons: 1
Coding region: 1-615 (204 amino acids)
Source: RefSeq, a predicted model, not a curated record